AUGGCCAAAAAGACCUACGAUCUCCUAUUUAAACUGAUGUUAAUUGGCGACUCUGGUGUCGGCAAAACUUGCAUUCUCUUUCGCUUUGUGGAUGAUUCCUUUUCCUCGUCUUUUAUCUCGACAAUAGGUAUUGAUUUUAAGAUAAAGACUGUUGAGAUUGAUGGGAAGCGUAUUAAAUUGCAGAUAUGGGACACUGCUGGUCAGGAACGCUUUCAGACCAUAACAGCAUCUUACUAUCGUGGCGCGAUGGGUAUAAUGUUAGUAUACUCGGUUACUUGCCGCAAAUCUUUUGAAAACAUCUCGAAAUGGAUGUCAAACAUUACUAAUUUAGCUUCAGAAGAAGUCGAAAAAAUUAUUGUGGCUAAUAAGAGUGACAAGGUUGAUCAACGUCAGGUGUCCGAAGAGGAGGGUCUUGCUGUUGCCGAAAAAUACGAAGUUAAACAUUUUGAAACGAGCGCAAUGAAUGGAACAAAUGUGGAGGCGGCCUUUUUGGAACUUACUAGAUCUAUUUUGAGGAAGGUUCCUAGAGAUCAGGGAUCGGCGGUUCCAAACACUCGUGUUCAUAAUCUCAACGCUAAACCCCAGUCUUCCUCAUGCUGCUAA
This is a messenger RNA of Hydatigera taeniaeformis, 603 nucleotides long. The record is from the annotation of a GenBank genome assembly. NCBI's taxonomy places the organism in Eukaryota, Metazoa, Platyhelminthes, Cestoda, Cyclophyllidea, Taeniidae.